UGUCUGUCUGUCUGUCUGUCUCUCCCUCUCCCCCGCCCCGCCUCCCGGCUCACCCUCUGAUUGCUCUUGCUCUGCAGCAGCCUCCUCACCGGCAGCACGCGCUGCUUCGGUCCAUCAGUCCCGGUGUGGACCCGCGUUAACGAGACUGGAGAAUGAAUGACAGACGGAACAGGAUCGAGCUAAUCCGGACUGGUUGACCUUGUUUUCUGGUCUGGCUCUUUUUUAGUGUUGGAACUAAUCCAGCUCGGAUUGGCUUGGCUUCGCGUGGGUCUCUCUUCCUCUGUUGGGGAUCUGUCCGGCUGGGACUAAUAUGACACAAGAGUUAAACCGGAUCGUACCGUUGCGUGCCAGAGCGCGCGCAACCUGCGGAUAAAUGAGAGAGAGAGACCCGCGAGAGCUCAGAUUAAGUGUGGGAUGAAGGGGGUCCUGAGCCAGGUGGUUUUUGUGUGUGUGUUGCUGAGUGGACGAGUUUCAUCGGCUGAGUUAACCUGUGAAACACUGAUCUUGCUGUCGACCAACCUGACAGCAAGCAUGCUGGCGUUACUAAACCAGACAUUCACCAUCAGUAACACCUCAGGUUUGUAUUGUGACCUGUCUGUGGAUGGUAUAGGAACCUGUUGGCCUCGCAGUGCAGCAGGCGAGCUGAUCUCCAGACCCUGUCCUGAAAAGUUCAAUGGCAUCCACUACAACACCACCAACCGGGUCUACAGAGAGUGUCAGUUAAAUGGCAGCUGGGCUCCUCGAGGAAACUACAGUCAAUGCACCGAGAUCAUCGUGCUGAGGAAGAGUAAAGUUCAUUAUCAGGUUGCCGUCAUCAUCAACUACCUCGGUCACUGUAUCUCUCUUGGAGCUCUGCUGCUAGCCUUCACACUCUUCAUGAGACUCAGGAGUAUUCGUUGUCUGAGGAACAUCAUUCACUGGAAUCUGAUCUCAGCAUUCAUCUUGAGGAACGCCACCUGGUUCAUCGUCCAGUUAACGAUGAAUCCUGCUGUUACAGAGAGAAACCAGGUGUGGUGCAGGUUGGUCACAGCAGGUUAUAAUUAUUUCCAUGUGACAAACUUCUUCUGGAUGUUUGGUGAAGGUUGUUACCUCCACACGGCCGUCGUCCUCACCUACUCCACCGACAAGCUCAGGAAGUGGAUGUUCAUCUGCAUUGGCUGGGGUAUUCCGUUUCCCAUCAUUGUGGCAUGGGCUUUCGGAAAGCUUUACUACGACAAUGAGAAAUGCUGGUUUGGAAAGAGAGCGGGAGUUUACACUGACUACAUUUACCAAGGUCCCAUGAUCCUGGUCCUGCUGAUUAACUUUGUCUUCCUGUUCAACAUCGUUCGGAUCCUGAUGACUAAGCUGAGGGCAUCAACGACCUCAGAGACGAUUCAGUACAGGAAAGCAGUGAAGGCAACCCUGGUCCUGCUGCCUCUUUUGGGGAUCACCUACAUGUUGUUCUUUGUGAAUCCUGGAGGAGAAGAUGAAGUCGCUCAGAUCGUCUUCAUCUACUUUAACUCCAUCCUUGAGUCCUUCCAGGGUUUCUUCGUCUCAGUUUUCUACUGCUUUCUCAACAGUGAGGUGCGGUCUGCCGUCAGGAAGCGCUGGAUUCGAUGGCAGGACCGUCACUCCUUUCGCAGCCGGGUGGUGCGUGCCACUUCGCUGCCCACAUCACCAAGCAGAGUGUCCUUCCACAGCAUCAAACAGUCCUCCAAUCUCUGACCUCCUACCUCUGACAAACACGAACAAUCUGUGAUGUCAUUCCAGUCAGCCAAUCAGUGGCUGACCUGAUUAAACCAACCAAUGGAUCCACUCAGAGGAGGAGAACAGAUUUGGCCAAGCAGCUGGAGACCUGUUAAGUCAGGACCUUCCCUGGCCCCCUGGCUUCAUGUGCUGACCAAUCAGUGGACUCGACUCACUGCUUCCACAGGGUCUCAUCAGGACUGUUUGUUUAUUGAUUAACGUCAUCAACAAGAUGAAAAAUUAACCAUCAGAAGAAUAACAUCAUCAAGACCAUCAGAAAAGGGUUAUUACCAAAUUAUAAAAAAUGAUUAAUAAUUAAUAAUUUUGAUUAAUCAGAUUAUUUAGAUUCAUGAUAAACUGGAUCAAAGACAGCUUCAUUUUAUUGAUGUGUUUUUCAAUAUUUCCUUUCUCUUUGAGAUGAUGCUGUACAGAAAAUAUAAAUAAUAUAAAUAAAAUCAAUCACUCGGACUGUAAUGACAUGCUCGGCCCUGAUAGGGGGAGAUCACUACUAACAGUAACCAUAGUAAUCAAAGUAGCAACAGUAACUGUAGUAACCGUAAAUUAGUUAGAGCCUGUAAGUCUGUGUGAAGCGAAAACUCAGAGAGAGAGAGAGAGAGAGAGAGAGAGAGAGAGAGAGUGUGUGUGUGUGUGUGUGUGUGUGUGUGUGUGUGUGUGUGUGUGUGUGUGUGUGUGUGUGUGUGUGUGUUUUAACUUAAUCAGUGGCAUUAUUAUCAGGAGUAAACUUGAUAAAAAAUCUAAUUUAUUUAUUUUGAUGUUAAUAAUUUGUUUGUGACGUCAGCAGAUUAAACAGUUUAGUGACAUGUGACCCGACAUUUGACCUAUAGAAAGCCAGUUCAAAUAUGCAUGACCUUAAAGCGUGUGACGUCAUCCACCUGUCCAAACACUGUUCAAACUGAGCAUGCUCAGUUGAUUCCUGAUGUUUAACAUGCGGAUGAUCAUUUCUUCUUUUUGUUUUGUUGGUUAUAAAAUAAAUAUUUGGAUCAGUUUAA
Messenger RNA from Larimichthys crocea (large yellow croaker), 2735 nucleotides. RefSeq names its product corticotropin releasing hormone receptor 1 (gene crhr1). Gene Ontology annotation, biological process: adenylate cyclase-activating G protein-coupled receptor signaling pathway; cell surface receptor signaling pathway. NCBI's taxonomy places the organism in Eukaryota, Metazoa, Chordata, Actinopteri, Sciaenidae. Gene Ontology annotation, cellular component: plasma membrane; neuron projection. The record is from RefSeq and is a predicted model, not a curated record. Bases 415 to 1704 code for a protein of 429 amino acids. Gene Ontology annotation, molecular function: corticotrophin-releasing factor receptor activity; corticotropin-releasing hormone receptor activity; corticotropin-releasing hormone binding. The transcript is spliced from 14 exons.